UCAGUGUAUAUGCUUCCUCGGGCUUAGGGUUUCUUGUAGACGACGAUUAGCCGUUCAUCUCUCCCGAUCCGGCGCGUUUCAAUAUCUCCUUAUCGGCGAAGAAACCCUAAUCGGAGAUGGCGACGGCAAGAACUGUGAAAGACGCUUCUCCUCACGACUUCGUGAAGGCUUACGCUGCUCACCUAAAGCGUUCUGGAAAGAUGGAACUGCCAGAGUGGGUUGACAUUGUGAAAACUGGGAAACUGAAAGAGCUUCCUCCAUAUGACCCUGACUGGUAUUACAUCAGAGCUGCAUCUAUGGCUAGGAAGAUUUACCUGCGUGGUGGACUCGGAGUGGGUGCCUUCCAGCGGAUUUAUGGAGGAAACAAGAGAAACGGAAGCCGCCCUAGUCAUUUCUGCAAGAGCAGUGGAGCCAUUGCCCGCCACAUUCUUCAACAGUUGAAGGAAUUGAAUAUUGUUGAUGUUGACCCCAGAGGAGGAAGGAGGAUAACAUCCAAAGGCCAGCAAGACCUUGACCAGGUUGCCGGAAGGAUUGCCAUUGCAUCAGCAUAAGAAUAUUUAGUGACUUCAAGGGAUGUCACUUCCAAAGUUUUCGGACAGUCUUAUUACCGAAUAGCUGGUAGGAUUGCUGGCUGUGUUUUGCUUAGAUUGUUUGUGUUGAAGUUCUUUGAAUGUUAAUCUUAUGAAUCUACAUCAUUUGACUUCGUUAUCACUUUCUUCACUGUCUUCUUCAUUAUUGUUUUGAAUUUCCUUCAUACUUGGCCUUUUGAACCUGAGAGAACACUUUCUUACUGCAAACUUUCUCUCACUGUGCAGCCUAAGGGCUUCGUGUGUUCAAAGUGUGUAAUAAUCACAUUAUGUUUGAUUUAAGGAAUUUGAGAGAGAAAAGACGAAAAUGAUAUGGAAUUCAAAUU
Molecule: messenger RNA, 913 nt
Organism: Cuscuta campestris
Lineage: Eukaryota; Viridiplantae; Streptophyta; Magnoliopsida; Solanales; Convolvulaceae
Source: the annotation of a GenBank genome assembly